CUAUGUUAUUUACGUGUUUGGUUUGAAAACAGAAAUAGUAAUUGAAAGUAUAAAAAAAUUAGUUUCAUCAUCAGUCGCAGCUAAAUUUUAUUUUAAAUCAAUUUAAGUGUAGCGAAGGUUUAGACCACAAUUUACGUUGUGAGCAAUCAUGAGAACCGUCCGGCAAAACAUAAAAAAAAGCGCCCCCUUACAUAAUUCGAUAGGUCCUAAUCACUGGUACAAAACACAUCCAAAUGCAUCUGGCAAUAAACAGUCUCCAGUGGACAUAGUUCCAUCCUUAGCCAUACCAGAUGCAUCGCUCUUCCAAAACCAGAUCAGAUGGAGCUACCAUAAAAAAUAUUCUAAAACGGUAGUCAACAGUGGCCACGGAUGGACAGUUGAAUACGUCAGCACCAAAAACUAUUUUGAAGGCGGUCCAGCUGUUAAUAGAUAUAUUUUGGAUCAGAUACAUUGUCAUUGGGGAAAAAGUAACGAGCGAGGAUCAGAACAUACUAUCAAUGGUUAUCAAAUGGCUGCAGAAGUAAGCAUUACAAUUUUCUUGAAUUUGCUGUCUGGUUGUUUGUUAGUUUGAUUAACAGCCAUCAACAUCCUUUGUAAUAUCAAAAUUAUUACAUAUCAAAUAGGAAAUCAUCAAUGUUUAUUGGUUUAUAUUAACUGGGGAAUGAAUUUUGGACCUUCUUGUCCCUCACUGACUCACAAUUUUGAUGAUCCAUUUUUGAAAAACAACCGGUAACUUUUAACCACAUAACCACAGAUGUUAACACCACUAGAACCAUAUUUUCCACUUUCAAUCAUCUGAAGUUU
Molecule: messenger RNA, 804 nt
Organism: Centruroides sculpturatus (bark scorpion)
Lineage: Eukaryota; Metazoa; Arthropoda; Arachnida; Scorpiones; Buthidae
Product: carbonic anhydrase 1-like
Exons: 3
Coding region: 149-571 (140 amino acids)
Cellular component (GO): cytoplasm
Molecular function (GO): zinc ion binding; carbonate dehydratase activity
Source: RefSeq, a predicted model, not a curated record